This is a messenger RNA of Harpegnathos saltator (Jerdon's jumping ant), 4623 nucleotides long. RefSeq names its product ATP-binding cassette sub-family G member 4. Gene Ontology annotation, cellular component: plasma membrane. The transcript has 12 exons. The coding region runs from base 634 to 2766 and encodes 710 amino acids. NCBI's taxonomy places the organism in Eukaryota, Metazoa, Arthropoda, Insecta, Hymenoptera, Formicidae. Gene Ontology annotation, molecular function: ATP binding; ATP hydrolysis activity; ABC-type transporter activity. Gene Ontology annotation, biological process: transmembrane transport. The record is from RefSeq and is a predicted model, not a curated record.
CGGUCUUUAACUCAGUUGCUUUCGAGCUGUCGAACGGAGUGCAUUGCGGAAAGAGAGAGGGGUGUCGUUAAACUGCCUUUUCCCCACCUAUUCGCCUGUCCUGCCUGCCUGCCUGUCGCCUAAGCCUGCCUCGUCGCAGGCUUUGUUAUCAAGAACGCACGAAUACGUCCGCACUUGGGAGUGUGCCGCGACACGCGCAGUCGUACGGAUUUACGUCGCGAAUAGUCAUCGCCAUCGUUAUAUUCUCUCUUUCUCGCGCAAUAUUUUCUUUUCCUCUUUCGUACGCACGAGUUGUCGACAUGCGCUCCGUCGCACCGCCGAGUUAACUUCGUCGUGCGCGGACGAGUCCCCCUCGCCGGCGAAAACGGGAGUACCGACGCGUAAGAAGAGUUUGCGGUGUGAACGCACCGCGGACAAUGUGAAAAUCAGUCGACCGGAACUGCGCUUCUCUCCGGUUUCUGCUUGGCUCUUUCACUUAGCGAAGAAAGGCAGGGUGAAAAAUAUCGUUCCCGCGUGUUAGUCUCGCGCAUUAACCGAUCCCCGAUCGACGUGCAACGAAACGAGAUCCGAGAGACCGAGCGGGAUAGAGCAAUUCGGACGAAAGCGUGAUCCCGCCGAGAGAAGCUCGAGAAAAUGAAGCUCGAGGGAAAUUGCUCGACCGACGAUGACGACGUCAAUGGGAUUUUAUUGCAACCUAGGAAAAGCUCGACGGUGCGCCUGCAGAUCGUCCCGGCGCAGCCCAAGACGAUCACGCACCUGCCAAAGAGGCCGCCGGUCGACUUGGCGUUCAGCGACCUCACAUACAAAGUGCAGGAGGGCCGGAGGAACAAUACGAAGACGAUCCUCAAAUCCGUCAGCGGCAGGCUGAGAUCUGGCGAAUUGACGGCUAUUAUGGGCCCUUCUGGCGCGGGGAAAUCUACGUUACUGAACAUCCUCACCGGAUACAAGACGUCAGGUAUGGAAGGUUUGAUCACAAUAAAUGGCCAGGAAAGAGACCUCAGUGCCUUCAGGAAGCUUUCCUGCUACAUCAUGCAAGAUAAUCAACUUCACGCGAAUCUAACGGUGACGGAAGCCAUGAAGGUUGCGGCGAGCCUCAAACUUGGUUCACACAUCAGUAAAGUGGAGAAAGAAGAAGUGAUCCAAGAAAUCCUUGAAACACUCGGCUUGUCUGAGCACCGUCACACCAUGACCUCGAACUUGAGUGGUGGCCAGAAGAAGAGGCUUUCCAUCGCCCUCGAGUUAGUCAACAAUCCUCCUAUAAUGUUUUUCGACGAGCCAACUAGCGGCCUGGAUUCCUCGUCUUGCUUCCAAUGCAUCUCGUUAUUGAAGACUCUUGCACGUGGCGGCAGAACGAUAGUCUGCACCAUUCAUCAGCCGAGCGCGAGGCUCUUCGAGAUGUUCGAUUCUCUCUACACCCUGGCCGAAGGUCAAUGCGUCUACCAGGGCUCCACGUCGCAGCUGGUAGCAUUCUUAAGGAUAAUUGGCCUUAAUUGCCCGAGCUACCACAACCCGGCAUCAUUUAUCAUCGAAGUGUCAUGCGGCGAAUACGGCGACAACAUAAAGAAACUGGUGAACGCCAUAGACAACGGCAAGUACAACAUACGCGAGGGCCAGCCGUUUCCCGAAUUGAAGGAGGGAAUGAACAAUUGCACCGCCGCGACCGGUAUCCUGAAGAACGCCGAAGAACGCACGGAGAAGGCGGCGAACAUAAAGGAUAAGAACGACGUGAGCAACCUGAAGGAGGAGAAGUUUCCGGACAGCAAGUCGGACGACAUUAACAACGGGAAAUUCAUUUCCACCUACGCCACGAAUGACAUCGCUAAGCAAGCGAUGGACGUUGCGAUAACCGUUGACACCGAUAAGAAGGACAACGCCAACGUGGCAUUGCUCGAAGAACAAUCCAUUGUGGUGGCGCCCGAGAGAUACGCCACGUCCGAAUGGAUGCAGUUCUACACCAUCCUCAGGCGCACUUUCCUCUUCAGUCGCAGAGACUGGACUCUCAUGUGGCUGCGGUUCUUUGCUCAUGUCCUGGUGGCGUUAUUGAUCAGCGCCUUGUACUACGACAUCGGGAACGACGGCGCCAAAGUACUUAGCAAUCUGGGAUUCCUGUUUUUCAACAUGUUAUUCCUUAUGUACACUUCCAUGACAAUCACUAUUUUGUCCUUCCCGUUAGAACUGCCUGUACUUUUGAAGGAGAACUUCAACAGAUGGUACUCCUUGAGGGCGUAUUACUUAGCAAUUACCCUUGCGGACAUACCAUUCCAGACGAUAUUUUGCUUCAUGUACCUCUCUAUCGUGUACUUCCUCACCAGCCAACCGGCGGACACCACACGAUUCUCCAUGUUCUUGGGGAUUUGUCUAUUGAUCUCUUUCGUCGCGCAAUCAGUGGGCUUCGUGGUCGGUGCCGCGAUGAACGUGCAGAACGGCGUGUUCCUGGCGCCAGUGAUGUCGGUACCGUUCCUCCUCUUCUCAGGCUUCUUCGUCAGCUUCGACGCGAUCCCGGUUUACCUACGAUGGAUCACCUAUCUCAGCUACAUCAGAUACGGUUUUGAAGGAACCGCCUUGAUCGUUUAUAGCUUCGGCCGGGAAAAACUGAAGUGUUCUCAGGUGUACUGCCACUUUAAGAAUCCGGAGACGACGCUGGAGGAGCUCGACAUGCUCGACGCUGACUUCAACCUCGACAUUCUCGCUCUCCUGCUGAUAUUCGCCGUGCUGCGAAUUUCCGCGUUCCUCUUCCUCCGUUGGAAGAUCAAGAACGUCCGAUAGAUUGCCCGCUGAUCGUGCACUUCCAGGUCCGAGUACAGUCAGACACGGUUGAGUGCGGACGUGGCCGGUAGCACGGUGUUGCGUUCUUCCGAUAGUUAUUUUCCGAUAUUAGGCAACGACGGACGCGUGUGUACAUGUAUAAUCAGUAAUCUCGUAUGAUACUUAUAAAACAACGGAGAUUCGAGUUACGACGUGUAUCGCUGCGGCAACGGAACAGGGGAAACUUGUGCAAACAGUGGAUUUUCGUGGCAUUCACUUGGCGACCACCCUCGCGAACAAUUAAACAUCCUUUGUCGAAGGAGCACUGUACGUUUCGAAUGUAUCGCAGAAAUAUGACUUACUCUCCUUCGUGCUUAGGGUUGCUGAGUUUAGUUGGUUUAGUUAGGAAUAACACUAAUGUAACUUAUUUAUCUCUAGUUUAGUAAUACGUACACACACACACACACACACACACACACACACACACACACACACACACACACACACACACACACACACACACACACACACACAUACGCACAUGCAUACACACAUACAUGACGACGGCUGGUAGUUACGACUGUAACGUAUUUGUUCAGGGUACUUUUCUCUACGUUAUGUAUAUCUUUUCUUUCCUAUUAUACGUCAGUAACACUCUCGUUAGAACGCAACCAAAUACCCACGUCUGUGUUGGAUCUACCGUCGACUAAGUCGGAACGUUACGUCAUGCGACGCAAUUAUCGCGCGACGUAAAAUAAGAAGCGAAACGAAAGUGCUUCGAUCGUGGCCUUUGGGAGAGCAAAGGUCUUCCGUCGAUCACUUUCGGUCGUGUCUACAUUCGUGGACGAAUACGGGGCCUUGAUUGAUAAUGUGUUUCACGAGUGACUCUAUUCUAUCCACCAAUGGCUGUGAGCUUAAUGAUGCAAAAGAAAAUACAAAGGAUUAGAUAAAAUUAAUGCGAAUGCUCGUGCGUCUCAUAUAAAGAUACACCCGAAGUCGAGACUCACGAGCGUACGAGUCUAUCUUGCCAGAUUAAUUGUAUGUUGAAGACCAAUAUUGUUAACAUACUUUAUAAAACAAGGCAGUCCUGACAGAUGAUGUCGAAACGAGCAUUUACGCGCUUCCACAAGAGCUUACGACUAUUACGAAGAAACAAUAGACGAACUACUUUUGCGUGCGUUUUUAUACUUGUGCCACUUUUUAUACGCGUGAAUCAACAAUCGUCUUGGUAAUAAAUCAUGAUAUAAGAUGGCAAAGCGGAGCAUUUCCAAAAAUAUAUCUAGAGGGAAUACGGGAGGGAAUAUCGCUUUAAAGCGAUACUUUAAACCUACAUACGAAUUUCGUGAACGUUCUCACGAUUCACCAAAGUUAAUUGGUUUUCGACGUAAAUUAUAAUGCUGCUUAUUAGUUAAUUAAAAUCAACGAAUUACGAAUCGCACUAGUAGAAUUAUAGCGCUCGAACGAACAAGGACAACUAUUACGAUAUCGUUUAUACUUAAGUGAACAAUGAAGAACAACAAGAGUACAUCGAAUGCAUAAUCGGUCGCUAGUAGAUAUACUUUUGUAAAACACGAAGUGCAACGAGAUGCAUGUACCUGUACUGGUUUGGCAUAAUCGUUGCUAUAGUUUAUAUUGCAUAUAUGAUGAUGAAAUAAAAUAUGCUUUUCAUAAUAUGUUCAACAAACUCUACUAAUCCCUUUUCUUCAUCUUUUUUAAACUUUUUUGAACUUUGACUGCUAAAAACACCGAUAGAAGUAGAAGCAAAGGAAACUUUAAAAAAAGUAUAUGUACAACUAGCUGACGGAAUUAUCUUAAGAGCCCUAUCUUUUAACACAUGAGAAUGUAAAAAGAUGACAUUAAAGCGUUAUCUAAAUUAAA